UCCCUUAAUUGCUGAAAUUUUUGUUGAAUUUUCAACAAUUUAGCAAUUCAACAGUUUAGGGAAUACCCUAAUAAUAUUGCAAAUUUUCAUUUCCCUUGCUGACGUAAAGAUGGUCGGUACUGAACAGUUUCGGUAUAUUUACACCUGGCCAUUAGGCCAACUUGUAAUAGUGCACCCACGGUCACACUGUUUAAUUUUGGCUAUAUUUAUUAUUGUUAAAAUUGGAGCAAUGCCAGCUGCUGUGCGCAAGUUCCGCCGCGAGACCAGCGAAAUCAGCUGCUGCCUGAAGUACCUUCUGUUCGCCAGCAAUGUUAUCCUUUGGAUCUCAGCCCUGCUAGUCCUGUCGGUUGGCAUCUGGGCUUGGAGUGAGAAGGACAUGUUCCGCAACAUUACUCGCCUGCACUUCAUCGCUCUGGACCCUGCCUUUGUCCUGAUCAUCCUGGGCGGCGUAACCUUCCUGCUGGGCUUUAUGGGCAGCGUGGGCGCCUUGCGCGAGAACACUUGUCUCUUGGCGGCGUAUGCUAUAUUUUUGAGUGUCCUGCUCCUCGCCGAGAUCGGAUUCUGUGCCGUGGCUUUCGUGCUUAAGGACAAGGGCUGGAUCAAGGACCAGGCCACCGAGGGAUUAAAGGCCUUUAUCCGUCACUAUCGUGAGGACGCAGACCAACAGAAUCUCAUUGAUUGGAUCCAGGAGGACUGGUUACAGUGCUGCGGCAUUGAUGGACCUAAGGACUGGGACAGCAACAACUACUUUAACUGCUCGUCCAUCGCUAUUGGCAGCAGGGAGGCGUGCGGAGUGCCAUUCUCCUGCUGUCGCAGGCGUCCCCAUGAGCUAAUCAAGAACAAGCAAUGCGGCUACGAUGUGCGCAAGGAGGGAUAUCCUGUGGAUAGGAACAUUCAUGAACGUGGGUGUUUGCGCGCUGGCGAAGAUUGGCUGGAGGCACAUCUAAUUAGUGUGGCGACUUGCUGCGUGGCCUUGUUAGUCGUGCAGGGCAUGGAGCUGUCUAAAAUAAUCUAUGAAAAGGGCUGUGUUCAAGCUGGAGAAGAAUGGAUGGAACACAAUUUGAUUAUUAUUUCCACCGCUGUUAUUGUUGUAAUGUUUUUUCAGAUCCUGGGAAUUUGCUUUGCUCAGAACCUACGCGUCGAUAUCUACACUCAAAAGUCAAAGUGGCACUGACAAAUCGCUCUUGCUGCCCCAACAGCUAUUUAGAAAGACAUCCUACGCGGCGGAGGAUUGAAGGAACUUUUGGGUAAGCAACUUCGAGCAUCUCCUACCUUGAACAAGAAUCUGUAACUACUACUCUGCGCUCCGGUUAGUUAACUAUUCUAUAAAUUCCGUAUUUACCCGUGUCCUAUACAUAUGUGUCUAACUAAAGAAAAUGCAUUCCGUCUUCGUGGACAUUGACUAAUAUUAACUAGGUUGCCAAAUUUGUUGCUGUUUUUAAGUCGGCGUCCCUUUUCUCAAAAAGAAAUACGAAAAUAAGAACAAAACAUUUGAAAUAGAUUUUCUAAACUUUUUACAAGGAAAGUGAAAAAUGUAUCUUGAAAUGCAGCUGUGAUAUAUUUUUAAAGAAAUGUAUAGAGAAACCGAACAUAAAUGCAACCAUUUUCAGCAAAUCGAAUGAAAAUAGCACGAAACUCAUUUCUUAACUGAACAAAAACAAACCUACCACAACAUGUAUUUGUGUUCAAAUUAAUAUUUUAAUACAUAGAUAUUUUUAUAAGCGAAGAACAACCUCCUUUUGUGUAGGAGUUUUACAAACACAAAACGAAAAAAAAAAACAAGCUAACUUGCUAAUUAAUAUUAAUGAGCUUAAAUUAGUGCACAAAAAAUUGUAAGCUUAUAUAUAUUUUUGCAAAAACCAGUUCUAUUUGAGCAAAGAUUAAGCUAAUGUUAGUUUAUUUGCUACAACAAAAUAUAAUAUGAUUUAUAAGAAAAAAUAAGAACUGCUCCUGUACCUUUUUGAAUCUAUUUGACAAGCAUAUGUAAUUUGGGAAGACUAAUAUUUGUUAAAAAUAUUUUAAAAACCCUUUCUAAAUUGUAAUAUUCUUAUUUUUUUGUCUACAAAUGUUCAUAUGUAUGUACACCACUGCCCUGAAUAGAUUAUUACAUGGUCAACAACUGUUUUGUAAUAUAAGGUGAAACCUAUUUUUGAGUACUCUAUAAAAAUUCUUGUCUAUUAAAAAUUGUA
This is a messenger RNA of Drosophila takahashii, 2189 nucleotides long. RefSeq names its product Tetraspanin 26A (gene Tsp26A). NCBI's taxonomy places the organism in Eukaryota, Metazoa, Arthropoda, Insecta, Diptera, Drosophilidae. Gene Ontology annotation, cellular component: plasma membrane. The record is from RefSeq and is a predicted model, not a curated record.